GACCCGCCUUAGUAACUAAAACCUUCCGCGGCGCGUUUGGAGUCCGACCUGUUGUUGUAACCCGAGCCAGGACAGCAACUGGAACGGAUGAAUUAAGGAAGAGCCGCCAAGGGAACUGCCUGCUGCCGCCAAGGAAUAUUCUUCUUGUACGACUCCCUGCUUCCUUCCCAAGAUGUGUGACGACGAGGAGACCACCGCCCUCGUGUGCGACAAUGGAUCGGGCUUGGUCAAGGCAGGGUUCGCCGGAGACGACGCCCCGCGAGCCGUCUUCCCGUCCAUCGUGGGCCGCCCCAGGCACCAGGGUGUUAUGGUUGGCAUGGGCCAGAAAGACUCCUAUGUGGGUGAUGAAGCUCAGAGCAAGAGAGGUAUCCUGACCCUGAAGUAUCCCAUUGAACAUGGCAUUAUAACUAACUGGGAUGACAUGGAAAAGAUCUGGCACCAUACUUUUUAUAAUGAACUGCGUGUUGCCCCUGAAGAACACCCCACCCUGCUCACAGAAGCUCCUCUGAACCCUAAAGCCAAUCGUGAAAAGAUGACCCAAAUCAUGUUUGAGACCUUCAAUGUGCCUGCCAUGUAUGUGGCCAUCCAGGCAGUUCUGUCCCUCUAUGCUUCUGGGCGUACUACAGGUAUUGUUCUUGAUUCGGGGGAUGGCGUUACACACAACAUCCCUAUCUAUGAAGGCUAUGCUCUGCCUCAUGCCAUCAUGCGUCUGGAUCUGGCUGGCAGGGAUCUGACAGACUACCUCAUGAAGAUCCUGACUGAACGUGGCUAUUCCUUUGUGACAACUGCUGAACGUGAGAUUGUCCGUGACAUUAAGGAGAAGUUGUGCUACGUCGCCCUGGACUUCGAAAAUGAAAUGGCAACAGCAGCCUCCUCCUCUUCUCUAGAGAAGAGCUAUGAGUUGCCCGAUGGCCAGGUCAUCACAAUUGGGAACGAACGAUUCCGCUGCCCAGAAACACUCUUUCAACCAUCUUUCAUUGGAAUGGAAUCUGCUGGUAUUCAUGAAACCACCUAUAACAGCAUCAUGAAAUGUGACAUUGAUAUCCGUAAAGACCUAUAUGCCAACAAUGUACUCUCAGGUGGUACCACUAUGUACCCUGGUAUUGCUGAUCGUAUGCAGAAAGAAAUAACUGCUUUGGCUCCCAGCACCAUGAAAAUCAAGAUCAUUGCGCCUCCUGAGCGGAAGUACUCUGUCUGGAUUGGUGGCUCCAUCUUAGCAUCUCUUUCAACCUUCCAGCAGAUGUGGAUCAGCAAACAGGAAUAUGAUGAAGCUGGUCCUUCGAUUGUCCACCGCAAGUGCUUUUAAGCAUCUUUCCCCUUGCCUCCACUUAUCUCCCACUCAGGAUGAUGACAUUGUGCUUCUUGAAAUCUCCCCCCCCUCUUUUUUUUCCAGCUCUCCUUCCUGAACUUGGUUCAGUUAUUGUACAGUUUGUUUACACACACACCAUGCAAUUUAUUUGUGCUUCUUUGAAUAUUUAUUGCUUUAUAAAUAAACAAGAUCUGGGAUUUGCAACCUAAA
This is a messenger RNA of Hemicordylus capensis (graceful crag lizard), 1519 nucleotides long. It is a transcript of the gene ACTC1, whose product is annotated as actin alpha cardiac muscle 1. Bases 173 to 1306 code for a protein of 377 amino acids. The transcript is spliced from 7 exons. Gene Ontology annotation, cellular component: actin filament; sarcomere. Gene Ontology annotation, biological process: actin-myosin filament sliding; heart contraction; actin filament organization. The record is from RefSeq and is a predicted model, not a curated record. NCBI's taxonomy places the organism in Eukaryota, Metazoa, Chordata, Lepidosauria, Squamata, Cordylidae. Gene Ontology annotation, molecular function: myosin binding.